UGUCGUCAUGUCUUCUGCGUGCAACCGUGACGAAACUUUACCCACACUUGGGUGAAAUAGACGCAGAAAUGUCCUUUUUAUCGCGUGCACGUUGAAAUAUUCGUGAUUUUAGACGGAGAAAACAAGGUUUCGAGCGAGAUUCGUAGGUUUUUAAACCUAAAUGAGGAAUGCUUCACCGCUGAGGCUUAUCUACUUUAUCCACUUGCUAGAGCAAGUCUGGCUGGCUUAUGGCGGAGGAAUCAGUUCCUACUGUACAAAAGACGCCGACUGUGAUAACCUGGAAUUUGUCUUCUGCAAGGACGGCGUCUGCUCCUGUCAGGCUGGAUACGUAUCCAGGAACGCACAGGAGUGUACGAAGAGUAAAGUGUCAGAGUUGGCCGAGGAGGAGAGGGAAUGCUUCACCGACCACCAGUGUUACCGUGGUUACUGUUGGGAUGGGGAAUGUCACUGUAAAGAUGGCUUCUCCAAGGAGAAAAGUCCCUACGGCGGCUGGAACUGCGUCCACCGAACCUCGUCCUUUGGGUUCGGAAUUCUGGCUGUGAUUCCGGUUACCGUUGUCGUCAUAUGCCUACUCGCCUGUUGUGUACAACUUGCUCUCCGAAAACAGCAACAUUCGGGCUCCAAUGCUGAAAACCUCCAAGAGCUUGCUACAGGUAAUAGCGAUGCUGGUGCUGCAGCUUCUGGUGUGAGUAAUAUCUACAGACAAAGGACAUACUUCCCUCACUACGUGGAAGCUGCAAAAGCGCACACGUCACAGAGCACUCCUUCCCCUUGUGUCACCCGCUCGGCUGUGGCUACCAAGUCGCACGAAGGAAAGGAGAAAUCAUCAAAUCACAAUGAGACGACUGCUUCCAACAACCCCCAUGUGUAACAUGUCCUCCAAAAUAUUACACACUCAUUUCCUCAUUUGCACACAUUGUCAUGUGCAGUGUAAAAAAAUUGCAACUACCAAAACACAAUCACACACGUAACCUUCCGUGCACGAUUCUCAUUUGACUAGCCUGAACAUUUCCAGCUCUUCCACUAGGUGUACAAUUACGUUGAUAUGUUAUUGUACGUAGCGUAAAAAACCUGUUGAAAAUUCAUCUAUUCACAAAUCAUCUAUGAAACACUGUGGCAAGUUUCACUUCCGUUCCAUUGAUGAAGCCCAAAACACACACAAAAAAGGCAAAAAUACUCUGUGAAUGUAACACAACCACCGUCUUACUGUAUAUUAAGGGAUAUGACAUCAAGUUCAAAGCCAGCCAACAUAUAAGCCAUGACGCCACGAGCUAUGACUACAGAUUUUUAUAUGUGCCAUAUCUCGCACCGAGAUAUUUUUAGUACAUGACACACAUGACAUGAAAAAGAAAUGAACAUGACAGGACAUGACACGCAGAAGUACACAACGGGCAGGCACGUACAAGCUCUACGCGCGUGUGACAGCCAAACACAAAAAACAAAAAGACACAGGUGACAGGCAUGCAUGUGCCACAAACCUCUACCAAAUGCAGCUGCAACAAAAUCUUGAUGUCAUACUCCUUUUGCGCCAUUGGUCCUGCCAAACUGUGCAUACCGCGUCUCGUCUCGGACAUUCCUCGAGAAAGCCCAAGAAAUACUCAGUGUCUCUUUGUCUCUAUACCUCCACCAUCUGGAAACAGCCAGUCACCAUAAUUGUUGUGCCAUUCUGCCAACUUCGCAAUGUCCUCAAGGAGGUCCAAGACUAUAGCCAUGAACACUAAACAUGAGAAAUUAUACAUUACAAUCCCAACACUACAUAUGUAUAUGGAAUUAUGGUGCAAUUUCCUAGACACCCAAUGUGACCAGUGAUUAGAAUUCUCUUCCUGUACACAUCUUGACAUAUAUGUACCGGUAAACAACUAUAUAGGAGUCCAACAUUUGUUUCGUAGUUAUAUGUCGUCUGUGGUGAUGUCCUUGUGGUUGACGUAUGCGAAUCGAUGUUGCAUUUCAGUGAAUUUUUGGAAAGGUCGGUGCCCAUUUACCCGAUCAUUAAAAUGUGGAGCUUCCUUACCCACGUUGGCAUAGAAAAACGCUGUGUACAACUGACAAUGCCGAGAUAUAUGUGUUGUUCUAACACUUACAAUAUAAUACAAGGGCCUAUCAAAACAUAUCCAGAAUGGAUGUAUAUUUAAAAAGGUGAAAUGAGUUUGAAACUUGGUCACGAUCGAGGUACUGCCCUUCGGAAACUGCACGCUUAGCCCAGUGCUGUUUCCA
This is a messenger RNA of Ornithodoros turicata, 2214 nucleotides long. RefSeq lists its product as uncharacterized. NCBI's taxonomy places the organism in Eukaryota, Metazoa, Arthropoda, Arachnida, Ixodida, Argasidae. The record is from RefSeq and is a predicted model, not a curated record. The transcript has 7 exons. The coding region runs from base 161 to 871 and encodes 236 amino acids.